UCCUGUCAGCCAUUUUGACGCAAAUCGUAAAAUGGCGAGCGAUCUUUUAGUCGCGUCAAUCGACUUUGGGACUACAUUCUCUGGCUGGGCGAUAUUGUUUGCUCACGAAUUUGAAUCUGAACCCACGAAAGGAUACGUGAAACAAUGGCAUUCAAGUGGCACACUGAUCACAGAGAAAACGCCGACAGUGGUACUGAUAAAGCCAGAUGGCCAGACACUGGAAGCUUUUGGUUAUGAUGCCGAGAACAGAUACAAGGAAUUGAUAGACGAUGAGGAGCAUGAAAAUUACUAUUACUUUCAGAGAUUUAAAAUGAAGCUUCAUAAACAACUAGGAGAGAAUAUCAAUCUGGAUAUGACACUGAAAGAUGAAAGGGGUCGUAUAUUACCAGGAAUUGAUGUAUUUUCCUUGGCAAUAAAGUUCCUAGUAGAUGAUAUGCAUAGAGUGGUUAAGGACAAGAUUGCAGGGGCAAUCAAGAGGUCAGAGGUACACUGGGUAAUUACCGUUCCUGCAAUUUGGACAGACUCCGCCAAGCAAUUCAUGAGGAAAGCUGGAGAAAAUGCUGGUAUUGCCACUGACAAAUUGAGUAUCGCGCUUGAACCAGAAGCAGCUUCGCUUUUUUGCCGUCAUCUAUCAGUUGAUAAACGAGUAGACACUACAGGAAUAGCAAUUGCCUCUUUUGCAGCUGGGACUAAGUACAUGGUUCUCGAUGCAGGAGGUGGAACAAUAGAUAUCACAGUUCAUGAAGUUCAGCCUACUGGUACAGUCAAAGAGAUAAAGGCUGCUAGCGGUGGUGGUUGGGGUGGAACUCUUGUUGACAAAGCUUUUGAAGAAUUGCUCAUUGAUAUUGUUGGCAAGAAUGUUUACAGUGAAUUCAAAAAGGACCAGACGGAGGACUGGCUGGACCUCUGUCGUGACUUUGAAAUUAAGAAGAGGAACGUGAGUCCUAAAAUACCGAAUGCAACAGGCCAACAGCAAAAGCGAGAACAAAAAUUGGUUGCAAUGCGGGUUCCUGUGUCUCUAUGCAACGUCUACGAAAGAAAAUGCAGAAAAAGCUUAGCAAAAGCUGUUGAAUCUUCUUCUUAUGGGAACAAUAUUCAUUUUGUUGGCGACAAAAUGAAGUUUGACAUGGAAGUAUUUAGGAAGCUUUUCGAUGCAUCCUUGUCAAAAACUAUUCAACAUACUGAAAAUAUCCUCCGUGAUCGAGCUGUUCGCGACAUUAGGGCAAUAUUGAUGGUAGGAGGCUUUUCGGAGUCGUCGAUGCUGCAAGAGAAGGUGAAAUCUUCAUUUCCAGGUGUCGAUGUCAUAAUACCCGCAGAAGCUUCCUCUUCUAUUAUGAGGGGUGCAUUGAUCUUCGGUCAUAGUCCAAAAUCUAUCUCGGAAAGGGUAUUAAAGUAUACAUAUGGCGUGGAAAUGAAGAUUAAAUUUGUCAAAGGCAAACACCCAGAGAGCAAGUUGGUCAUGACUGAUGCAGGGCCUCGUUGCGAUAAAGUCUUUAGUAAGCACGUCGAAAGAAACCAAGUUGUCAAAGUUGGCGAACCUCAGAUUACUCUGUCCUAUUGUCCAGUUAAUAGGAAUCAAAAAUCAAUUUGGUUUCUUGUGUUUGCAUCCGAGCUUAAAGAUCCACAGUAUACAGAUGUCGGGUGCAAAUAUGUCGGAGAAAUGAUAGUAAAACUGCCUGAUCACGAUGGAGACUUAAGUCGUGCAGUGAAGCUUUCUCUUACUUUUAGCGGGACAGAGAUCGAAGUGACAGUCGUAGAUGAGAAAACAGGAGAGGAGACAAAAUCAUCACUAAACUUUCUUGGAUAG
Molecule: messenger RNA, 1807 nt
Organism: Mercenaria mercenaria
Lineage: Eukaryota; Metazoa; Mollusca; Bivalvia; Venerida; Veneridae
Product: heat shock 70 kDa protein 12B-like
Exons: 5
Coding region: 32-1807 (591 amino acids)
Molecular function (GO): ATP-dependent protein folding chaperone; ATP binding
Source: RefSeq, a predicted model, not a curated record